CGCCUUCUCCCUCGCUCAGUUUUACUUGGGCCGUUUCUGUAUAAAAAAGAAAAUAAAAAGAAAAGGAAAAAACACUUUGGCCGUUAGUUUCCUGCUCAAUAAUUCAGCAUUGCUGUUUACCACUCACUACCACCUGAUCAUCAUUGUUACGGAGUAUAAACAAGAAAACUUCAUUUGUUCAGCUCAAAAUCUGCGGAGAGAAAUCUCAAGAUUAUACAUCAGUUAUGGCGAGGCACGAAGAGCUCCCAGUCCCAAUCUACUCUAUUCUAGAGCCUGUCUAUGGCGCCGGAUCUCAGUCGGAAGAAGCGGAGCACCGCUUCAGUCGUCUCAAGUCCAAGUUCAUCGAAUUCUACGGCCACCCUCCCGAAAUCUACGCUCGCUCCCCGGGGAGAGUGAAUUUGAUUGGAGAACAUAUAGACUACGAAGGUUACUCUGUCUUGCCCAUGGCUAUUCGUCAAGACACUAUCGUCGCUAUCCGGAAACGCAGUGCUGAUGAGCCCGAGAAGUUUCUCAGGAUUGGGAAUGUCAGCGAGAAAUACGCUAUCUGUACUUAUCCUGCCGAUCCUGAUCAGGUGAUUGAUCUUAAGAAUCAUAAAUGGGGUCAUUAUUUUAUUUGCGGAUAUAAAGGGUUUUACGAGUACGCCAAAUCGAAAGGAAUAGAUGUGGGUGUACCAGUUGGACUUGAUGUUCUUAUUGAUGGCAUAGUCCCAACAGGUUCUGGACUCUCAAGCUCUGCUGCAUUUGUUUGCUCCGCCACCAUAGCUAUAAUGGCUUCUUUCGGUGUCAGCUUCCAAAAGAAAGAACUUGCUCAACUUACUUGUGAAUGUGAAAGGCACAUUGGCACACAAUCUGGUGGAAUGGAUCAGGCAAUUUCUAUCAUGGCUCAAUCUGGAUUUGCAGAGUUGAUUGAUUUCAACCCAAUACGUUCAACUGAUGUUCAGCUUCCUGAUGGCGGAUCUUUUGUUAUAGCUCACUCUUUAGCUGAAUCCCAAAAGGCAGUCACUGCUGCUGUACACUACAAUAACCGGGUCGUUGAAUGCAGGCUAGCUUCUAUUGUUCUGGGCAUCAAGCUUGGGAUGGAUCCUCAUGAGGCAAUAUCGAAAGUGAAAACACUUUCUGAUGUUGAAGGCUUAUGCAUAUCAUUUGCUACUGAUCGUGGAUCUUCUGAUCCUGUCAUUGCAGUCAAGGAACUUUUGAAGGAAGAGCCAUAUAGUGCUGAAGAUAUUGAAAAUGUUACAAAAGAAAACCUUCAAACCAUCUUUGCCGAUUCCCCAUCCUCUUUGGAUGUUCUAGAAGCUGCAACCCACUUCAAAUUAUAUCAGAGAGCUGCUCAUGUUUAUUCUGAGGCUAAGCGUGUAUACGCUUUUAAAGAUACAGUAUCAUCAAGUCUAAGUGAGGAUGAAAAGCUGAAGAAACUUGGUGAUCUUAUGAAUGAGAGCCAUUACAGUUGCAGUGUUCUCUACGAGUGCAGCUGUCCUGAGCUGGAAGAACUUGUAAAGGUUUGUCGCGAUAAUGGUGCUUUGGGGGCACGGCUUACAGGAGCUGGAUGGGGUGGUUGUGCUGUGGCUCUUGUAAAAGAAAGUCACAUACCUCAUUUUAUACUCAAUUUGAAGGACCAAUAUUAUCAAUCAAGAAUUGAUAAAGGAGUCAUCAACAGGAAUGACCUAGGCAUGUAUGUUUUUGCUUCCAAUCCCUCAAGCGGUGCUGCCAUUUUCAAAUUCUAGAUAAAUUUAAUCUUCCCUGUUUUCCAUUAAACUUUUUAACCCGUUUGUAAUGAUUCUCAUGCACUCAUCAUUUAUUUAUCUUAGCAAAAUAAAAUAAUGUAUAUCUAUCCUUUCAAAAAAUAAUAAUGUAUAUCUGGUGUUUGAUGAAAUGAUGGGAGUCUAUUUAAUUACAAUGACUGGAGUUAAUUCCAAAUAUUAAUUAGUCAAUUGAUUGGGGGCUUCCAUUUUAGUUCCUAUCUUACUGUCAA
Molecule: messenger RNA, 1972 nt
Organism: Cuscuta epithymum
Lineage: Eukaryota; Viridiplantae; Streptophyta; Magnoliopsida; Solanales; Convolvulaceae
Source: the annotation of a GenBank genome assembly